Molecule: messenger RNA, 1863 nt
Organism: Cryptococcus wingfieldii CBS 7118
Lineage: Eukaryota; Fungi; Basidiomycota; Tremellomycetes; Tremellales; Cryptococcaceae
Exons: 6
Coding region: 1-1863 (620 amino acids)
Source: RefSeq, a predicted model, not a curated record
AUGUCCCCCCCAUAUAUUCAGCACCUCUGGUCUACCCCACGCAGCCGACGUCAAGUUCGAUACUAUUGGCCCAGAUCCAAUCCCGAUUUUUAUCCGGGCCUGGAUGGUGGCAUGGGUGCUGCUACCCAGGAAAGCAACCCCGCCAUGGGUCAAUCGACCGCCUACUCCUCUCUCACAUCCAGCAAAAUUUCUGUCUCAUCAUCGAUGGGUCCCCCUCCUGCUGGCAUGGACCCCGCCAUCCAGAUCCUGACUGCCGGUGUUCAAGGGCUGGUUUGGCAGCCCAUGGCCAAAUCGCAACCUGCGAUGCAAGGCUGUGAGGGCAUAUCCACGCACCUCUGGCCGAAGGUCGCUCAUCAAACGUAUGCCUGGCCAGUCGGUACUGUAGAGCCCGUCCUUGAGCAUCCGUACAUGGAACAAGAAUACGCAGAGACUGGAGAACAGCGACUAUCACGGCUAUCGAGGAAACGGAAGGCGUGGAUGGAGGGUAUAGCAUCAUUCAAGAUGUAUGACGCGCCGGGAAACAUUGGGGCGGCGAGUGAGGGCUGGUGGCUUUGGAUCUUGAGUCAGUACGACACGGAUCGUCGCCUGGCAAUCUCGACAGUCGUCAGAUCCUGUAACGCUUUUUUCACAGAUUCGCAAAUGUGGUCCACUUUUUUGAACAAACCCAUGUUCUUCAGCUCUUUGUUGACCAAUACAUCGAGUGACAACGGGACUCCAUCACUUCGCGCUGCUCCUCAUAUCCUGCUAUCCAUACUCGCCCUCGUCACGCUCCUCCAGCAAGGCCACACUCCAGAGGGCCAUACCCUGGCUCUUCUUUUCAACCGCGAAGCUCAAAGCAUCCUCUCUUACUGCGUCCAGACUGGCUCCCAGGACCCCAGUCUAAUGGCAGCGGCCAUCGUAAUUGCAAUAUUUGAGACCAUACCCCACAAAGGUCACAAUGAUGACCGACUCGGAGAUGCGCUGGUGAUGCUGGAUGGUAUCGGUUGUAUCGUCUUUUCAAGUCGUCUGGAUGCAGACGAUGAUAGAGUCACGUCAGAUAUGCUCGGGCUACCACGUUUGACGUGGGACGCCGCCACCUCUGUCAACUCACAGAAAUCUCAAGGAAAGUUGGAGAUCGAUGCGACGGUAGCCAUUUGGGCACAAGUACCUGGCUGGGGCGAGAAUUGGUCGCCCGGGGAAAUGUGGAAAGAGGAGAUGAGGAGAAUGUGUUGGACGGCGAGUAGUAUGGCCGCAUCUCACAGUUUUUGGAAGUUUAUGGUGGGGAAGAAGACGCUGGAUUUGCAAAUCAGUCACCCGGAGAGGUUUCGGUUAUUUUUCCCUGGGGAAAUGGUGUUUUUGGAAGCCGGAGACGACAAGCAAGGCAAGACCGUCUCAUAUGCUUGUGAGCAGUGGCUGAAACCCUGUGUAAGGCACUUUGUCACCAACAAUCGGCCACUUGAGCCGCGCUACAGAGAGCAGAUUGUCAAGGAAUUGACAGUCAUUGAAAAAGACAUCCUGAUCCUGAACCAAGUCGGCGAAAUGAAGGUUUACCUCUGGCAGUCUUUGGACUGGGCGAUGGUUUUACGCCGAACUCUUGGGGCUGUGGACCCCAAAACACUUGAGAAAUGGUUCCAAGUUGAGCUCAAGUACUUUCUCAGUCUGCUUGGGGACAGGGCACCUGUUCCCGGUGUAAAGAGGCGACCCAUGGUCACUUGGUGGAUGAUCAUUGAGGCAUACAGUGCCCUUGAGAUGUCCCGAAUCGACAAGGCAUUUUGGGCUGACGCAGAUAAGAUCUACCAUAUGGCCUUGGACAAUGCCCAGGUCAUCAUCGACUAUUGGGACUGCGAGCGUAAGUAUCUCAUACCCGAGCCGAGCGGUGUAUGA